AGGAGCAAAGAACCACCGAGGAGUGGUUCUGGGAUAUGAGGACACAGAGACUGCGCUCAACGUACCUAGGUACCUUCGUGCAUCUCCCUUUGUGGACUGUAUGCGUAGGAACGGGUCUGCGAAGAUUUUGUCGCCUUUAGCAACCCUAGGUGCCUACCAUCGACAAGUUCUGGGCUGCCCUCAACAAACAUUUCGAGUUUCGACCAGAUGCGUCCUGCGGGUUCCACGUGCACAUCUCCUUGUCAACCGGGUCGAACUCGGACGUCCAACUCAGAGCCAUGGCCAAAGCAGUUGCCUUCUGGGAGCCCGCCACCGCACGCUGUGCCCCUCCAUCGAGACAGGACGAUAUCCAGGGAUUCUGCAAGAGCAACAUCAGCCAGGGAACCAUGGUGGCCGCCCCACUCGCAAGAUAUGGACCCCUCCGAGGACUGGUGUACGCGUUCGACUACAUCGACAAUGCCACUCGGGAGUCCAUUGUUCACUACGUGUGCCCUGACAAGUAUCGCGCAUGGAACUUCAACCCUUGUCGACCUGGUGGCCAUGGCAGCAUUGAGUUCAGGCGGGCUCCAGGAGUAACCACCUUUCAGGCAUCAAUCCACUGGAUUGCCUUCACCAUGGCAUUUAUCGACAUGGCCAUUCAACACAGCCCAGUUUCCUUGGCUGCCCAUGUUCGUGAAUGCACCUACCUGCCUGAGGUGUACCAUCCGGAUUUCCGGACCCAACUCCUGGACUGUGCCGCUCAGCUUGGGAUUGCUGAUUGCCUUGACCUGGACACUGGACAGCGUGACGACCCAGAUGCCCUUCACUUCACCAUGUCUAAUGCCAAAGUUAUUAGCCGUUUACAGCGCGUUGACCCGAGAUACCAUUCGAGUGACAACCCGUAAAUUUCUCAUGUCGUUUCUUUUUUCACUUGUUCACUGAAGACAAAACACCAAAAAAACUUGAAAAUAGGUAGACAAACUGUUUAUUGGCUCUGACGUGGUUGGGGAGCCAUAGCUUUCAGAGAGGUGAACAGGGAGUCGCAAAAUGUGGAGGGGUUUCCAGGCCCAUGUUUAGAUAGCAAAGGCAAUUUGGAUUUGAAUAUGGUACAAUCCAUUGUUUGGUCUGCGUGAGGUCCACCUUCUCGUGGUGCGGGCUGUGAGUACCUUUCGGAGGGAAACAGAGAGAUCUCAAAUGUCAAGAACGGGGUGUUGAUGAAG
Molecule: messenger RNA, 1199 nt
Organism: Exophiala viscosa
Lineage: Eukaryota; Fungi; Ascomycota; Eurotiomycetes; Chaetothyriales; Herpotrichiellaceae
Exons: 1
Coding region: 279-884 (201 amino acids)
Source: RefSeq, a predicted model, not a curated record